Messenger RNA from Alligator mississippiensis (American alligator), 2550 nucleotides. RefSeq names its product MCL1 apoptosis regulator, BCL2 family member (gene MCL1). The coding region runs from base 59 to 934 and encodes 291 amino acids. The record is from RefSeq and is a predicted model, not a curated record. Gene Ontology annotation, molecular function: protein homodimerization activity; protein heterodimerization activity; channel activity. Gene Ontology annotation, cellular component: mitochondrial outer membrane. Gene Ontology annotation, biological process: positive regulation of apoptotic process; intrinsic apoptotic signaling pathway in response to DNA damage; mitochondrial fusion. NCBI's taxonomy places the organism in Eukaryota, Metazoa, Chordata, Crocodylia, Alligatoridae. The transcript is spliced from 3 exons.
CCAUCGGCCGCCGCCUUUCGCUUCGCUCGCCGUGAUCGCAGCUACAGCCACGGACGCCAUGUUGAACCUCAAGCGGAACGCCGUGCUCGGCCUCAACCUCUAUUGCGGUGGCGGCCCCUCCAUGGCCCCCGCCUCGCCCUCGUCGCCCGGAGUGGGGGGAGGCGGCAGCGCCGGCUCCUCCGCCGCCCCCAGCCCCGCCGAGGAGCCCGCCGUGCUGCUGGGCGGGGGGGCGCCCAACGGCUGCUCUGAGGCCCCCCGCUCGCUGAUUGGCUGCCCGCCGGCCCCCCGCGCGCUGAUUGGCGGCGCCGCGCGGUGGCGGCCCGAGGAGGAGCUGGACGGCUGCGAGCCCGAGGCCGAGGACGAGCUGCGCCGGGCCUCGCUGGCGCUCAUCAGCCGCUACCUGCGCGAGGCUGCGGGCGCCGUCGACUCGGGCCCCGGCGGCAAGAACUUGUUCAAGGGGCUGCUGGGCGCCGGCGGCCGGGCCGCGGAGCCCGGCCUGGAGCGAGCGCUAGACACGCUGCGGAGGGUCGGCGACGGCGUUCUGCAGAAGCACCAGCUGGCCUUCCAGGGGAUGCUCCGGAAGCUAGAAAUCAGGAAUGAGGAGGAUCUGCAGUCUGUAUCAGCAGUUGCAACCCACAUGUUCAGUGAUGGGAUAACAAACUGGGGGAGAGUGGUGACACUCAUCUCUUUUGGUGCCUUUGUUGUAAAGCACCUGAAAAGCAUAAACCAGGAGAACUGCAUCAACACGUUAGCAGGGAUCAUCACAGAUUUGCUUGUGACAGACAAACGAGACUGGCUAGUCAGCCAACGAGGCUGGGAGGGAUUUGUUGAAUUCUUCCAUGUAGAGGAUCUAGAAGGUAGCAUCAGAAAUGUUCUGAUGGCCUUUGCAGGCGUGGCUGGACUGGGAGCAAGCUUGGCGUAUAUGAUACGGUGAGCCCCGGAACAUGGGGUCAGUGACUGAAUUCCAAGUGAGCUAGUACUUGAGACUGGAGCUAGUCACCUGCACGCUUUCAACUGUGGAGUAUUUACGAAUAUGUUCUUGAGGGAUCACAUCUGGGAAUCCCAUUGGUCCUCUUGCGUACAGGAAGGUUGUCAUCCAAUCAGAGUGAGGAUACCAACAAGGAUUUUCUUUUGCUAACGGGAGCAGAAAAUGGAGGGAUAAAAAAAACAAGGACAGUAUUCCACUUCUUUCAAGCCAGAAUCACAACUGAAAGCAUAAGAGGACUAGAAAUAGACUUUUUUUUUUUUUUAAAUCCCUAGCGGAAUGGUUCCUCUAAGCAAGUCUAAUAUGCGCACCAGGAGUUUGUUUUGGUUUUCUUUUAUUUGUUGUCUUGGACUUCAUGAGUUUAUUAGAUUUGGAAUGAUGGCCGUGUUUGGAAUGGGUUUCUUUUUAAUUUAGCACAGUCCUGACUGUAGGCUACUGGGAAUUAAAUAGGGCCUUAGCAUUCAUUAGGUCUGGAACGAUCAGCUUUCUUGUUAAACUAGAAGCAUUCGUAUGCCAAUCGUCACAUACAUUCCAUGAGCAAAAGAAGGGUUCAGUUGCCUUGAAAGCCAAAAGCCCUGACCUCCUUGCUGUAGCUACUUUACUAUUGAUAGCCUGUUAAAAGGCCUCAGCCUAUUGUAUGUUAGCUCUCUAGGCAGUAACAAUUGCCCCCUCAGAUCACAAGAACAUCUGAGGCUAAAGAUGAGGUGGGGAGUACAUUUGUAAGUAUGUAAAAACUUGUGGGUGGGGAGGCUGUACAGAAAGAACCGUGUAAAUGUCUAUGAAACUGUAGCAUAUGUACAUUUUUACAAAGAUUUAUCUCUUUUUUGAUAAAGGUGUAAUGAGGACUUUUGAAUAUGGCUCCAGAAUUGUGACUACUUCCCAGACAUUGUAGCAUUUUUCUAUAGCCAAACCUCUCUUGACUUGCCUUCCAGAAGCUCUCUUCCUUGUGGUCUGGUGACAAUACUACUUCCUUGGUAUAAAGAUCAGGAACCCAGUUGGUUCUCUGUGUCCUGUCACUUUUUCUGGCAACUGUUUAAGAUUCUAAUUUUAUUUUUUAUCUAGUUCAGGAUAAUUUCUAACUUUGGGGGUGCCCAUCCUAGCAACAGCCAAUGGCAGUUGUUUCCUUUUCCUUCUGCAUUUAUUUUUUAACUAUUUCUUAAAGACCCAACUUGAAGGUGAACUUCUACUUGAAUGUAACAAUCUCUGCAACAAUAAAAACAGCUGAGUUGGAUUGAAUCUUUGAUCAAUACUAUGCAUCCCUUAACCUGACAGUCUAAAUUCAGUCCUUCAGCGGGUUAAACUUCAGGCUGGACAUGGCUGGCAGGGUGAUUGGAUGUUGAGUUUUAGAGCUCUGUUCAGCAGCUGGUUUGUUACCUGUUCUGUAGAGCCGCUUCACUCGAAUUUGGUCGGAGUGAGGUUUGAAUGCAGUGAGGAUUAACCUGCCUAGUGCUGGAAGCUAAUGUAAAACUAAAUUGAGACUAAACAUGGUGCUAACAUGAGGCUUGCUUAUUUACUCAAGUGAGCAUCCUGGGUUUGUCAAUAAAUGAUGUUUUUCUGUUCCGUUA